UAGGUAAUAUCGAUAUUAUGUGACUACUAAAAUUCGCACUUAUAUAUUAAUUUUAAUAUCUGAUAUCAAAAAUGUUUAAAAAACUAAUCGUUAAUUUUCUCUAUAGCUCCUGGCAAUACUGAAAACGUCACUUUUACAAUAUUACCUUUAAUUUAACUUUUACCCAAUACAAAUAAAAAAAAUAUAUACAAUAAAAUUAAUUAAAAUUACAAAUAAUGUUUAGAUUAUUGUUUCGUUAUAUAAUAAAAGAAAGCAAUCUACAAUUAAAUAAUACACAACAAUAUGUAUUUAAUGUACAAUGAAAUAAAUAUAAACAACGGUCUUAUUUCUAGUAUCAAAUGUAAUAGCUAAUAAUUCUUCCCUCGCUGUCGGUAAACCAUAAGACAAAUCUUUGCUACCAUUAAAACUAUGAACCAGUAUUAGUGGAGAAAGACUUCACACAGUGGAAAGGAGUUUCUCAUAAAUGAUAUGAAAUAAAAGACGACAUUCUGAUUAAUAGAAGAUGAAUUUUGAAAAAGUUGAUGUAAAUGCUGUAAAAAUUGAUUACAAUAGAGAGCAGUAGUGAUUGAUUUUGUUUCUAUGCCUGUAUCUAUGAAGAUAAAAGAACAUGUAUGAGAUUUCGAUUCAAGAAGAGGUUGCAUAUCUACUAUCCACAAAGAAAAAGAAAAAAUCACUUAUAAUUAUUGCACCAUACUUAUUAAGCUAAAGGAAGAAGAAUUUCAUUUUGGUUUACGUUAAUAUUUGAACUAGUUGGCAUAUAUCUUAAUAUUACUAUAUUACAUUUGUUUGUGGUUAAUAUGUUCUCUCAGUUUUUUUUUUUUUUACAUGUAAGUACAAAAAGCCAGGAUGAUAGUAAUCAUUUAUUCUUUGAGUUUAGAUGUUAUCCAUACUUACUCUACAAACUAUUUAGAUAUUCAUACUGGAACAAAACAAUUAGUAACUUAAGAUUCCUCAUGAUCUGAAACUGAAAUUGAAUAUUCUCAACAAAAAUACAUGUAACUUAAUCUAGUUAUUAAAUAAAUGCUAUAAAAUAUAUUGUAUACUUAUAAAACUGAUAACAGUGUAAUUAAUUACUCAUACAAAAUUUCGUGUACUUUUCUGUUCAUAUGGCGUGGCACAGAGUGCAUCCGCCUAAAACAUAGUUUGAGAAAGUGCAUUUUGUAAAGGGAGUUUUGGACAACGAAAUUUAUGAUGAGUAUCAGCAAACUUAAAUACUGAACUUUUAACUUGAUAGUAUUAAUAAUAAUAAAAGAGAAAAUUAAAUUAUAUUUCCUGUAUUUAUUUAUAAAAAUCUUUACAAAAUACUUUUUUAUAGUAAAAAAAAGUAUAAUAGUUCUUUAUUAUCUCAAGAGAUGGCGCCAUGAAUAGUACCUACGAACUAUGUUUGAUUGCUUUGAGUGAAUUUAAGCUUUAAUUUACCUGUUUCAUAUUAAUACCAUUUUAUAUAUUAAAAUUUUAAUUAGGUAACAAGUGAUACAAUAAGACUAAGAUAUCGAAUCCAUUGUAUUUUAUACCUGCUACUACUACGAAACAGAAAUGGCAAGACGCCAUCUGUCACUGUUUCUAUAUAUUGCUGCAUUAAAUUACUUUUUGUUACAUAUACAAAAAGUAAUUUAAUGUCUAAUAUUGUGUAUGUAAAAUAAUAAAUUUUAUUUAUGUAUAUAAAAUAAGCCAUGGCGAACAUAAUUUUUAUGUACUUUUUAAUUGAAUAUAAAGACAUUUAUAUAAUUUUGUUAUAAUUAUUGGAUGAAGUUUAAUUUUUGUACCAUGUUAAAAUAAAUUGAAACGAAACUUUAUGCCACUUUUAUAAUAUUAAAUCACACUUUUUUUUUCAAAUUUUAGUAGUUGAUAUAAUUAAUAUGAAAACAAUUUAAGCAAUUAUUUUUAAUGCACUCUUUCAAAUUCUUUGAAUAUUUCAAUGAUUCUUUUAACCAAUUUCUUUAAUUUUUUUUUGUAAUACUUAAAAUAGCAAACAAGUUGAUAAAAAAUGGUAGCCAUCGCCUUUAGACAUGUAAAAGCACCAUAGAUAUCACGGAAUACUCUGUGUUACCCAGUUGAAUAGUUCUCCUAAUGCGGUGUCAUUCCUGAGGACUAUAGUAUUAUGCGUCAUUUCUUAUAACUUAAAUUAUACUUCUAAUUUCGCUACCAUGACUAAAAAUAUAAAACCCUUCAAACUGAAAUAUAGCCAAGCAAACAGAGCUACUUCACGGCAGAAACAUGAAUGAAACAGAAAUACCUGUGUAGAUUUUUUUUUUUAUUAUUCUAUUAGUUUUUUUGUAAAAUAAUGAUUUAACUAGCCCGUGGUGGGCAUGUAAGUAUGAAAUAUAUUACACAUAGAUAUUAUAAAGAUAUAUGGCUUCCGGCUAUCUAUACCAAAUUACGUACAAAUCGAUCGAGUAGUUUACCCAUAAAAUUGUAACAAACGAAUAAAACAUUAUCUAGUUAUAUAAAGUACCUAAGAGUUUUUAUUUAAUGAAUCUUCAACAAAAAUUAGGGUAGGUAUUAUCUGUUAUCAACACAUAAUUAAUUAACAACAUUAUCAAAUUCCUAGUUAAAUUAUAUUUCGUGUUUAUUAAAUGUAAUAUGAUUACUUUUUUGUUUUAAUUUUAAUUCAAUUAACUAUUUAAAAAUAUGUUGUGAUUGUUUAUUAGUUAUGUCCACUAAAUAAAAACAGAUCAUAACAAAUAGUACAAAUAGAACCACCACAAAAACCUUGACACGUCAACAGAUACCAUUUAUCACAAUAAGGUGUUUUCAGUCUCCGAUCUACACAAGCUGAAAUUACAAUACAAUAAUAAAAAGUUUUCACACAAUGGAACAUGAAAGUAAAAUCGAUUUUCUUGUUGACGUAGCCACUGUUCAUAGCAACGCUGAACAGGCUGUGUGGUGUGCACCACUGAAACGCAGUGUAAAUAACUGCAGUAAUGGACGAGGAAAAAGCAAAAGAAGAAGUUGAAGAUUGGAAGGUUUUCGAGGCCUUGUGCAGUAAAAGUCCCACCGAAAUGGAUGCAGAUGUUGGUAAUGAUGUCAUCACAACUCUAAGAAGUGACCUAGCCGCUCUCCAAUAUAAACGGGAUAAAUUGAUAUCUGAAAAUAGUGAUUUAAAAAACCAAAUGCUGUCCCGAGAUCAAAGAAUAUUAGAACAACAGGUUGAGAUAGAUCACCUUCGUGAACAAAAUGCUCGACAAAAUGCUGUCAUAUCAUCUCUUAAGAAAAAAAUUCAAGAUUACGAAGAAAUACAGCGAAAUUUACAUGCGUCGCAAGGUAGGACCGACCUCACAGUGCAAACUUUACAAAGAGAUAAUCGCUACUGUGAAGAAAAAAUCAAAGACCUAGAAAAAAAAUUAAGAGCCCUUGAAUUAGAAUGCCAUAAUGAGGAGCAACAAAAAGAAAAUGCACGUUGUCAAUUUCAUGACCUGGUUCGAAGAUUAUCAGCUGCCCUUGAUUUUGAUUUCUGUGACACCACACAUACACAUUCUCCAGAAACUCUUAUUAUAAAAGCCGCAGAACUGGUACAAGAGAUCACAAGGUUGAAGAAUAAAUGCAUGAACACAACGGAAAACUUAUCGACUGUGGAACAGGAUCUAAGAAGUUGCCGAGAUGCCUUGGAAAGAGCAAAUGCGGAUAAGGAUAUGCUUCAGCGUCAGGUGUCAUCGCAUAUCCUAGAUAUCGAAAGGCUGAAACAAGAAAAAGAAUCAUUGACUGUACAAAACAGAGUUAUAGAGCGGGAACUCCUUGAAGCGAGAGACAAAUUAUCACAUUGCUCGAAAAAUUUAAGCGUUGUUACAGAUAAUGUAAAUCAGAAUGAGUCCAUAAUAGUUCAACUAAAAGAGGACUUGAGACACAGAGAGGAAAAAUAUCAAAGACUGCAAACUGAAUUUCGAAAUACCAUGGAGUCGAUUGCAAUUCUACUUAGUUUGCCUACUCGAUUUGUCGAAGCACAUGAGAGCACAAUAAAAGACAGAAUACGUGAAAUAUUAAGCGAAAACAAGGACCGCGCUGUGCAAAUAGAGGCUCUUCGGGAUAAGUUAGGCUCUGAAUCCCAGCAGCUGAGCAGAACUGCCCACCUCCAUGACCAGGCCACGACCAGAGUGCGUAUACUGGAAGACGAGCGAAACAUGCUCGAAUCCAAAGUGCACAAGCUCGAGUCAGAACUUAACGCCGUCGAACUAUCUCGGGACAAUUUGCGGAAGGACAAAGCUAACUUUGUAGCAUUCCUUGAGCGCCUGGGCAGAACGCUAAAUAUGGAUGAGUUAACCCAGGAUAUUGGCAUAGAGCUGCACACCGAUUCCAUUAUCCACCGCGCUGAGCAACUAGCAAGGCUCGAGAGUGAUAAAAUUGUUGACAAGACUGCAGUAGUUUACCAACUGCAACGUCGAAUAAGGAUCCUUAGGGAGCAAUUGCAAAGGAAAGACUUGCAUUUAGAUUUAUUGCGACGUAAACUGAGCAUACAGGAGGAAGGCUCCCGCGUCCGCGCCGUGUUGCAGGCCGAGCGAGAUGAGGCCGUGACACGCAGCAAGAAGCUAGCUCGCCAAUGCGACAAACUCGCAGUGCAGCUGAGCGAUGCGCGUGCUCAGAUCCGCGACCUAAACGCACAGCUCGCUGACGCCGCCGAGUACAAGAUAACAUCACUGGAACGCGCACGCAAAGUCGAAGAAUUACAAAAGAAACUAGACGAAGCGGAUCUUUUACGGGCUCGAUAUAACCGCAAAGUGAACGUACUUAAGGACCAAGUGAGAGCGACCGGCGAAACCUUUGAACAAGAGCGCACCACCACAGAACACCAGAUUACAAUGCUUAGAGAUGACCUGGCUAGGACUAAGGAAGCUCUCGCUGAAUGCCAGAGACGAGAGGCUCAGUUGCUAAGCUUCAGACAUUCCAUCGCUAAGCUGCUAGGGAUCUUGGUACCAGCUUCAGUAUCAGACUUUGAAAUGGUGUCCAGGCUACAAAAGUUGAUCGACGCACAUCACGAUUUCACUGUGGUAUCACGGCGGUACGAUGACCCAGCACUGCUACGUGCUUCCUCACGAUCACCGCCGCCUUCCAGGUGCAGGACUAGGACACCCGAACGGUCAUUGCGCUACGAUGACUCCGGGUACGCAGACCCAGCUUUCGACCUCGACGAUGAGUUGUAUAAAAGUCGCGCCGCCUUGUGACAAUCACGACGCCGCGCCCGCUUCUAGCCGGACCCCGUACAGUAUUGGGACAUUACCAUCAAUUUAUUGAACAAUCAAUUGUAUAAUUCUGAAGAGUCAUAAGUAUAACGGAAAUAUUAAAAAUGCCCAAAGCUAUAACAUACCCAAAGUUAAAACAUUCCCAAGAUUUACCCUUCAAUUCACCGAUCUGUCAUGGUGAAUAUUUUGACAAUCUAUAUUAUAAAUUGUUUAAUAUUUUUUACUUUAAUAUACAGGUGAAAUCGAAAUCAUUUGGUUUCAUUUAAGGGAAUAUUCUACCAGUGUAAUUAGAUACUUUUAUUUUUAUUUAUUAAUAUUAUACCGAAAAUGAAAAAAUAUUUUUUAAGCCUACCACUAAAUUAGUUACUGCCAUAUCCAAUUUUUUAUUGAAAAAAGUUCAGUUUCUUUAGAACACUCCCUUUAAAAAUACUAAUAAUUUCUAUUUCACCUUGUGAGAUGAUGAAAGCGUACAAAUUUCAUUAUUGCAAUAAGGUUCUUAGGGAGAAUGGUCGUCACAAUUAAUAAUAAAGCAAAAUCGACUUUAAUGGGUUUUUAAGUAAAGAAAAAUAGUUUCUUAUCUCCUAAUCAAUCCACUAAUGUCAAUUGACCAACACAUACUCUAUUUUCAAAUGGCGAAAAAUUUAAUAACGAUACAAAUUUUCUUUAUUUAUUAGACAUAAAAAAAUUUCAUAAAUUUACGAACAUUGUCCUUUAAAUUUCAUACAGUAUAAUAUAAACUAAAUGUACAAGUUGUUCUGUAUGCUACAUAUUCGCCGAUAGGUAGGACUAAGAUCUUAUACAAUAUGAAAGUAAUUCUGAAUAAUUGAAGAUCCACCAUGUAAACCUAAUAUUAGUCACCGUCAAUAAUUUUUAACCACAUAGAUACUCUUUUUAGGACAAGACCCGCUAAUUAUGUUAUUUUAUUUUUGUGCAACUUAGAAUAACAAACAAGCUGACGGCCCACCUGAUGGAAAGUGGUAACCAUCGCCUAUAGACAUUAGCAGUACCGUGGACAUAACAGAGUAUACUGUUUCACUCAUGAUACCCCCCAUGCGUUGCCACUCAGGUGUUGCUCCACUGUACCCUAUAAAUUCACUGCCAUAUCCCACCCUACAAACCGAAACACAGCCAUGUAUAGUUAUGGUAUAUUGUUACUCGUAUUAAAAAAAGGUUAGUGUGAAUUGAAUCUUAUUUAAAAUAUUCAAUUUGCUGAAUUCGAUUUUGUAUUUCAUACGAAAUGCACUUGCAAGGGAAACUUAAAGUUGAAAAAAUAUAAAAAUAUUCUUUUAAUUAAUAUUUGCUUGAUAGCAUAGAACAUGUAGGUAUAACUUGUGACUAAGUAUAGAUAAGUAUCUAAUUAAAUGCAAUUUAUUCAUAUUGAAUAGCAGUGUUUAUUUAUUGGAGCUAGUACGCUACCGUAAUGUAAAUAAAUGUUUAUAUUCUAAAAUUUCUUUAUUUAUUUUAAAUCAAUAAUAGAUAAUUAUAUGAACUCCGAAAACUAGUAAUUUAAAUCUGUAUCAUUAUUACUUAUGAUAAUGUAUACGUGUAUGUGUUGAAUGUGUUUAUCAAUUUAUAAUUGUUAUUAGUCUCAAAAAUCCAGUAACAUUAGAAUAUUCAGCUGUCUCCUAUAAUUAAGUAAUUGUAUUAGCAGGUAGAAGAAAAUAAAUCAAAAUGUGUUCAUUCUAGUGUAUAUUAAAUCACAAAAUUGUACGAUAGGUGAUACACUUAGAUAUUUUAUUAGGU
Galleria mellonella (greater wax moth) is the source of this 6917-nucleotide messenger RNA. Its product is annotated as coiled-coil domain-containing protein 170. NCBI's taxonomy places the organism in Eukaryota, Metazoa, Arthropoda, Insecta, Lepidoptera, Pyralidae. The record is from RefSeq and is a predicted model, not a curated record. The coding region runs from base 2925 to 5156 and encodes 743 amino acids. The transcript has 14 exons.